Messenger RNA from Asparagus officinalis (garden asparagus), 508 nucleotides. RefSeq lists its product as uncharacterized. The transcript is spliced from 2 exons. Lineage: Eukaryota; Viridiplantae; Streptophyta; Magnoliopsida; Asparagales; Asparagaceae. The record is from RefSeq and is a predicted model, not a curated record. The coding region runs from base 74 to 508 and encodes 144 amino acids.
AUAUGUUGACGGAUUCUUCUGCUUAAUAGACCUUCCUGUCAACGAACCGAAAGACAUAGAACUUACCCAUGAUAUGGGUAUCGGAGAUUUCGAUGAGCGAGACUUCGAUCUUGACAUUUCUGAAGAUGUACACCAGGAGAUCUCCGAUAUACUAUCAACUCCGGUUCCAUCCGCUACUGCAGGACCAACUACGCGAGUUGAUUCAGCUGAAGUAGGUGCAUCAAAAGACGUAGGACCAACCAACGAAGUUGAUGCGUCUACCGUCAUUGGUGAAUGUGAUCAACCUGAAGGUUUGGGUUUCUUACUUCUGGCAAGUCCUCCAGCUGAAGUUGAACCACCAGCCACUGCUCCUUCGACUUCCGCUAUUGUCGAAGCUGAACCUGUUGUGCCUUCUGCUCCGACUCCAGUGGAUCAUGAAGUAGGAGGGUCGAAGGCUACAGUGGAAGAGCAACCUCCUGUUACUUCGGCUCAACUUGGUAUGUCUCAUCUAGUUGUGCUUCGAAGUUAG